CGAUAACGCAAAGAUUGUCGAGAAAGAAUGCCAGUCAGUUAGUUCGAUUACUAUUACAGUACCUGCAGAGAAUUAUAGGUACGAGUAUAUUUCGACGUACGAAGACGAGUAUUGUCGCCAAUUGUAUCGCAAUUGUCUCUCUCGAAAUUUCUUUCUCAGAAUCAGAACCACGAUGAAUAAAUACACGAUCGAGGAAGUCGCCCUGCACAAAAACGCUGAGGAUGUGUGGAUAAUAAUACACGGGAGUGUUUAUAACGUCACGUCGUUCCUGCCGGAACAUCCUGGUGGCGAGGAGGUGCUGCUGGGAUUGGCGGGGCAAGAUGCAACCGAGUGUUUCGAGAACAUCGGUCAUACUAAUGAGGCGAAGCAACUUCGGGAGACAUUUAAAAUCGGAGAAGUAACGAACCAGGAGAGCGCGACCCAAUCCCAGAUAACGAGCGAGAUUCGGUCAGAGACAACUGGUGCAGAUGCGAUAACAGCAGAUAAAGAAUCAACAGUAAACUACCAAGAUAAUCGCCAGACGGAAGGAAAGUUCUCGCUUAUGAUGUUCGCCUAUCUUGGUGUCGUAGUUUAUGCUAUAAUAUUCUACUAUUACUAUCAGAAUAUGUAAUUUAAACCGUUUCACGUGAAUAUAAUAUAUGUGUGCGUAAUACGCGUAGAUAGCUAAUUUUAGCAAAAUUCUAUACGCGCAAUAUAAUGUUAUACAAAGUUCAUUUUGUAUCGAGAAUCAGUUUGUUCAGCUUUUUAAAUAUUAUCUCUCCUACUUGUGUUUGUGUUGUUGGAUUUUUAAAAUAAUUUAUUAUCUUUAGCGAUAUACAACUGUUUUCUUUUCAACUCUGCACUGAAGGAGAUAUAUGCGUCUAUAUACUUUAAAAUCAAGCAAAUAUUUUUGUAACACUCAUAAAAAGUAAUUAAGGAAAUAUAUAUGUAUAAAUCAGAUGAAUAUACUUGAUUUGCUUAUAAUUGUCCAGAUAAAAAUUGAAAGCUCAUUGUUUCUACAACUAAAUUUAUGCGUUGUAAUGUAAUCUGUAACAAAGUAGCUAAAAAUAUAUAUUUAAAGGAAUGAUUCAACAAAAAUCCGAUACGUGUUAUGUAACUUUUUUUGUUUUGGUCUCAAAUUCUGACACAUGCCUACAUGGACACAAUAUCCAAAAUGUAUGUAAAAUAUGCAUCCUAAAAGAAAUAUUAGCAUAUUACAUAUUAUUCAAAACUAUCUAUUAUUUUAAAUAUCUUGAAAGCAAUUAGAUACGUCAAUUAACAAGCAUUCGUUAUACACUAGAAGAAAAUGCCACCUCAUCCGAUAACAGACAAUUAUGAAAUAUCGAAUAUGUACGUGUAUGUGUGCGAAGGAGAAAAAAUGUAUGAAUAAUAAACGUAUAUCACUGUUAUUGCUUCGAAA
This is a messenger RNA of Nylanderia fulva, 1399 nucleotides long. Its product is annotated as cytochrome b5. Gene Ontology annotation, cellular component: intracellular membrane-bounded organelle; membrane. Gene Ontology annotation, molecular function: heme binding. Lineage: Eukaryota; Metazoa; Arthropoda; Insecta; Hymenoptera; Formicidae. The record is from RefSeq and is a predicted model, not a curated record.